This is a messenger RNA of Callorhinus ursinus (northern fur seal), 3065 nucleotides long. RefSeq names its product ras homolog family member J (gene RHOJ). Gene Ontology annotation, biological process: small GTPase-mediated signal transduction. The record is from RefSeq and is a predicted model, not a curated record. Gene Ontology annotation, molecular function: GTPase activity; GTP binding. Lineage: Eukaryota; Metazoa; Chordata; Mammalia; Carnivora; Otariidae.
UUUAGCAGAAUUCUACCGUGUCUUCUAGCCAGGCUGGAGAGGGAAAGAGCACAGCGGAAACCCUCAGGCUGUUGAAAUUUCUAGACUGCCACGCAGCCCCUAGAAUUCGGAGAAAAAAUGAGGGUUUCUUAACUCAAACUAGAGGGAAAAGGGACAGAUGCUUUUAAUCAUUCUCCCAAAUGUGUGCUACCUUUCCUGACCAGUAUGGUAAGUGCGAGGGCAUGUGCCGGCUGCCUGGGACAGGUCCGUGUGAUCCCAGGCGCCCUAAGUAAGGCAGGGUGAUCUCGAGCCCGCCGCUCGCCCGCUUCCCGCGCUCCAUGGGCUUCGGGAGAAGCAGGAGAAGCCACAGCAGCUGCCCGGUGCCGGCAGCUGGAGCCGCCGCGAUGAGCUGCACCGAGCGCGGUGACAGGCGCUGCGGCUGCGGGGGCACGGAGGAGAAGAAGAUGCUCAAGUGUGUGGUGGUGGGAGACGGCGCCGUGGGGAAAACCUGCCUGCUGAUGAGCUACGCCAACGACGCCUUCCCAGAGGAGUAUGUGCCCACUGUGUUUGACCACUAUGCAGUUACUGUGACAGUGGGAGGCAAGCAGCACUUGCUCGGACUAUAUGACACCGCCGGACAGGAGGACUACAACCAGCUGAGGCCGCUCUCCUACCCCAACACUGAUGUGUUUUUGAUCUGCUUCUCUGUUGUGAAUCCUGCCUCUUACCACAACAUCCAGGAGGAAUGGGUUCCAGAGCUGAAGGACUGCAUGCCUCAUGUGCCUUACGUCCUCAUAGGGACCCAGAUUGAUCUCCGCGAUGACCCCAAAACCUUGGCCCGUUUGCUGUAUAUGAAAGAGAAACCUCUCACUUACGAGCAUGGUGUGAAGCUUGCAAAAGCGAUCGGAGCACAGUGCUACUUGGAAUGUUCGGCCCUAACUCAGAAAGGUCUCAAAGCGGUUUUUGAUGAAGCAAUCCUCACCAUUUUCCACCCCAAGAAAAAGAAGAAACGCUGCUCUGAGUGUCAAAGCUGCUGUUCAGUUAUCUGAGGCUGCUGGGAGGCUGGCCCCCACCCACCUAAGGGUGAGAGGGGCGCCGACCUCUGAGACCAAGCUCAACCACGAAGGAGGGCGAGACCAGAGAAGUCCCUUUGCACGGAGUCUUGCUCCUCCACUCCGGGAGCCCCCACCACCACCCGCAAGCACAGCACACAGCUGCCACGUCCCCCCUACCAGCCCGAAGCGUCCACAUUGCACAAUCUGUGAGAAUGCUGAGGCCGCCGGAGGUCACCCAGCGCCGCUGAGGACCAUGUUGCAAACGAAGGCAAAGACCAUGUUGCGUUUUGCGCCUCCCCUCCACGAACGUGAAGCUGAUGAUAGGAAGCCAUCCCCAAGAAACCGGAAGAGGAACUCGGUUCCUGUAUUGGUGGCCUUACCCCGUGUCUUCUACAAAACACAGGAAUACUAUACUAACUUUGUUUUCUGAAUCUGUUGUUCGACCUAUGUGUCUUGCAUUUAUUUGUAUUAUUUUAAGAAAUGUACUAAUUUACCAAUUUACUCAGGCCUUACAAGUCCAUACCAAAUUAGCCUAAAGACAAAAUAUUUUUUAUUCAUUUCCAUUUUCAGCUUGUUUCUACCAAAGCUAUUAGAACCAGCACUUACCUCUGAAUGCCAGACUGUAAGAAGAAAACAAGAAAAUGUUACAACUUUUGGAAAUUUACAAAGCCAAGAUUUUUGAACCUGGUUGAAAGAGAAACACCACCUGAAUUGUUUCCAGGCCACACUUGUGCCAAAGAUUCACCCCGGAAAUGCUUUCGCUGAUGGGUAGCCUUAUUUUUCUCCUAUAUUUAUAUUGUCAUGGCAAAUUACAAAUGAACUAUGUUCAAGAAAGUAGUACUUCUGCUUUUUAAUCAAACUGAUUGGGGGAGAAUAUGGCAGACCUAGGUUUUAAAAUAUUCUUUAUUCAGCAAAGUGAACUUCCCUGCUCCCUGCCUUUCCGGGCUCAUGCCCUUUUCCUCCCUUAAUUUCACUUUCUCCCUUGCCCAACAGUAACCUGAUCUAAAAGAAAGACCUGGCCAUGGGGCAUGAAAAAGUAAAUGUUUAAAAGUCCCCAAAGGUUAAGCAAAGUGUUUCCAUAUUUCCACUUGCUUCAACCUGAAGGGUUUCUCAGCUUGGCCCACGUCUGCUCCCACUUCUGUUUAAAUGACAUUUUCCAAGUGCAGCUGGUACUAAUAUAUUGCCUCUCCCUAUUUCCUACACUCAUUGUCCCAAAUGUGCAUUUAGGGGACGGAUCUGUGGGUACCAAGCUCUGAAUCUGUUUAUCCCCUGCUUUCAAAAUGCUGUGUUCUGUAGAACAGGACCUUCGGUCUCAGAAAGUAAAAGCCCCCAGUAAAGAAUGAUGUGCCCUUUCUAUAUGCCUCUUCCAAACAGCCAGGGAUUCUUGUAUCAAGAGUGAAUUAUUUCCUAGCUUUUAAUUAGAGACGAUAAAGUCUCCUAAUUAGUCUUACUUGUUUACAAUUACCCGGGAAACACCCAGGUAGGCACUUUACUUUUUAUUUCAAUUGCAUAAGCCAAGUGCCUCUUUGCAGCAUCAAAUUACACCGAUUUUAGCAUAACAAUUUCCGGAUUCACACUCCUUCUGUUGGAAAAAUCCAGUCUUUGUAGUCCCUUCUGCUCCUGGAGGAAGCCCAUAAAAAAGAAACAUAUGAUGUGGGUCUUUUCUGUUAAGACCUUCCAUGACAUCCCCUCAGUUGUUUGGGUUUGUUUGUUUGUUUGUUUAGAAUUUCUGAAAUAAGUUUUCCCUUCUUCCACGUUUCAAGACCUAUUUCCCUGCUCUCCCAUCUAGUCGCUAAACAUUUUCUUAAACACGCACUUACACGCGCAUACACAGACACACACACACACACCGCCCAAACUAAAAGAAAACGGGAGUUUUGUAAGUCAAAGCUUGACAUUUAGAGACAACUAGGACUUUCUUCCUCUGUAAAUGGAAAUCAACCGUGCAUAAACUAUAAUUCUGCAGAGGUUAUGGAUUCAUUCUUUAUAAACAAUAAUGAGCAUUUAGCCCUGUAAUAAAUGAAAUGCUGU